Camelina sativa (false flax) is the source of this 1133-nucleotide messenger RNA. RefSeq names its product heavy metal-associated isoprenylated plant protein 7-like. NCBI's taxonomy places the organism in Eukaryota, Viridiplantae, Streptophyta, Magnoliopsida, Brassicales, Brassicaceae. Gene Ontology annotation, molecular function: metal ion binding. The record is from RefSeq and is a predicted model, not a curated record.
ACCAAAUCUGACGGUCCAUAGAAAGAAAGAAGGAAAGAAGGAAAAAAAAAAAGCUUUAAUAACUGUGCCACUCAACUCUCAAGUCUCAACACUGACACUAAAUUCAAUGGGAGAGGAAGAUAAAAAAAUGGAGGAGAAGAAAGCUGAGGAGCCACAAGUGAAACCAGAGGAUAAGAAACCUGAAGAAGACGAGAAGAAGAAAGAGCCUCAAGAGAUAGUUCUUAAGAUUUUUAUGCAUUGUGAAGGUUGUGCUAAAAAGAUCCAUAGAUGUCUUAAAGGCUUUGAAGGAGUGGAGGAUGUAACAACUGAUUGUAAAACUAGUAAAGUUGUGGUGAAAGGAGAGAAGGCAGAUCCAUUGAAAGUGUUGGAAAGGUUACAGAGGAAGAGCCACCGUCAAGUGGAGCUUCUCUCGCCGGUUCCGGAGCCUAAACCGGUUCCAAACGAACCGGAGAAAAAGGAGGAGGAGAAGCCUAAACCUGAGGAGAAAAAAGAAGAGGUAGUGACAGUGGUGCUGAGUGUUCACAUGCAUUGUGAAGCAUGUGCCAUGGAGAUUCAAAAGAGAAUCAUGAGAAUGAAAGGAGUGGAGUCUGUGGAACCAGAUUUUAAGGCAUCACAAGUGAGCGUGAAAGGAGUUUUUACACCGGAAAAGCUAGUUGAGUUUGUCUACAAGAGGGUCGGGAAGCACGCCGCAGUUGUCAAGCAAGAUCCGCCGCCAAAACCGCCGGAGAAAGAAAAAGAAACCAAAGACAAGGACGAGAAGAAAAAGGAAGAUGGGCAACCCAAAGAAGGAAAAGAGGCCAAGGAGGACGGUGGUGCCAAAGGCGAUGGCGCUGCGGCCGUGGAGGGGAACAAAGUGGUAGACCUGAAGAAGAAUGAGUAUCAGUACCAGCCACCAAGGUAUCCCGUGGAGAUGUUUGCUUAUCCACCACAGAUAUUCAGUGACGAGAACCCCAACGCUUGUACCAUUAUGUAAUAAAAUCGUCACUUUGAUGGGUUUGUAGGAUUUAUUUAUUUUUACUUUAUCUAUAUGCCGUAUUUUAAUUUGAAUGUACUCUUUUUUUGGUAACUACUAAAUUUAUUUUGGAUACUAGAAAACAUGUACUCCCUCCGUUUCAUAAUAUAUAAUGUUUAGA